This is a messenger RNA of Gastrolobium bilobum, 2697 nucleotides long. RefSeq names its product nuclear pore complex protein NUP88. Gene Ontology annotation, molecular function: structural constituent of nuclear pore. The coding region runs from base 9 to 2468 and encodes 819 amino acids. The transcript is spliced from 10 exons. NCBI's taxonomy places the organism in Eukaryota, Viridiplantae, Streptophyta, Magnoliopsida, Fabales, Fabaceae. The record is from RefSeq and is a predicted model, not a curated record. Gene Ontology annotation, cellular component: nuclear pore. Gene Ontology annotation, biological process: ribosomal small subunit export from nucleus; mRNA export from nucleus; protein import into nucleus.
GGAGAACGAUGAGGAUCACGUUGGACUUGGAGCCGAACUCGGAGCCAAGCCGAUCUCAAACUCCGAAAGACGAAGUCGAAUGGGUCCCACUUCCCAAACACCCUCUCUUCACCGCCACCGCAGGCGGCGGUUCCGCCGCAACCGGCGCCGGAAACCUGCUGGCCUGGGACGGAGCCUCUCGACUCUAUUUCUGGGAUUCCAACAACAACUUCCUCCAUCGCCUCUCUCUUCGACUCGGCGAUCCAGAUCCCAUUUCCGUCUUCGCCGCUUCCCCCUCUAAGGUUUUGCAAGCGGAUGUUUCGCCCACCUUUGAUGUUCAGAAAAUCUCCAUCAACAGGAAUGGAACAGCUAUGCUACUUUCUGGUUCUGAAAGACUCUCUGUUAUGUACCUCUAUGGACGCACAUCCAAAAAGGACGUAAACUUGAUUUGCAGGACUAUAACAGUUGGUUCUCAAGCAUAUUCCACCGGAAGCAAUGAUAUUCGUGUAUUAAAAGCGUUAUGGCACCCUUACAGUGAUACUCAUUUGGGAAUCCUUUCUUCUGACUCAGUUUUCCGGCUUUUUAAUCUUGCUGUGGAUCCUUUGCAACCAGAGCAAGAAUAUUAUUUACAGCCUGUGGAGCCAGGUAGAUCCAGAAAUGCCUCAUCAGUGUGCCCAGUUGAUUUUUCUUUUGGGGGAGAUCACUUAUGGGACCGAUUUAGUGUUUUAAUUUUGUUCAGUAAUGGGGAUAUCUAUGUAAUUUGCCCAGUGGUUCCAUUUGGAAGUCUCUUCAAAUGUGAGUCUUUAUUAGAAAUAUAUAAUGAUGCUCAUACAUUUGGGCUAACAUCAGCCAACUCGGUAGCAGCUAGUAAUUCAAAGUUGGCAAUCUCCUGGUUUGAAGCUACAUUUCCCGAGUUACAAAACCAAGAAACUGAAGGAGACAACCUGUCCAUGCUAAGAGCUCAAGCUUAUGCUUUAUUUGAUGCAUCUCUUGUCUUGCAGGGACCUCUGCGAAGAGUAGGUCAGGGCAGAAAUGAAGAUUCAGUUAGUCGUAGUGCAGAAUGUGAAGGUCGUGCAAUUAGUUUUCUCUACAAUUUAGUCAGCAAAGAUUCUAUUUUGGUGACUGCCUGGAGUGGUGGGCAAUUACAGAUAGAUGCUUUAGCUGAUGAGAUCCAACCUGUCUGGAGUAUCGGUAGUCCACCUCGUCUUCGUGUUGAUUCCCAUGACCAAAUUCUUGGCCUUGCUAUGAUUUGUGAGUCGAUUGCCAGCAGCUGUCCGGAGAAGCUUGAUCAUAAUGCCUGGUCGGGUAAUCCACCCCCUCUGCUGAGACUGGCUGUUGUUGAUUUGGCUCUUCCAAAAAGAGCAGAAAGUAGUUAUAAUAUUUCAUUGUUCAUUGAUACCCUUAUGCCAGAAAGAAUAUAUUCCCUUCAUGAUGGAGGGAUUGACUCAAUAGUGUUGCAUUUUCUUCCAUUUACUAGUCAGACAAAUGGAAAGGAUGAUACAAUGAGAACACCUUCUGUGCAUCCUGUUCUAAAUACUUGCCAGAGUGGAUGCACCUCAGAGCCUUCACUUUGUGGUUUUGUGUCAUUGUCAGAUUCAUUUGGAUAUUCGUGGAUUGUAGCCGUUACUCUUUCUCAAGAGUGUGUUGUGCUUGAGAUGGAAACCUGGAACCUCUUGCUUCCAGUAAGUAUUGAGAUGGAGAAGAAACUCAUUCAAUCAGAGGGGGAAUCAAAAGAGAGAGAUAUACCGACAAUAAUUAGCAAAGAACUACUUAGUGGGCCCAAAGAGGUACUUGUUCCUCGUGCCUCUCCAAGUUUGCGUUCUGUUGCUGCUGAUUCAAUUGAAGGCCGAUCAACAUUACAUCAGUAUUUCAGGCUGUUUCAUGAAACUUAUGUGGAGUAUGCCCAUAAGGUCACAGAGAUCGAAUCCGGGAAACAACAUCUUUGCAAUUACGCAAGAGUUCACAUGGAGCUCAAGCAUCAUGCACCUCAGUUGAAGAGAAUAAUUAAUGGCCAAUAUUCUCGUAUAGGUGAUGCACAGCAGAAACUUUUGAAAGUUGAGGAGAAACAGUCUAUAUUACAGAAAAGGAUAGAUUGUGCAAUUCAAAUGCAUGAUUCCUUGGAAGAGCGCUUGCAACAAUUAAGGAACUUGCCUUGCGCUCACAAAAAACCGCUGUCCACAGCAGAGCGACAGUUUAAGUCUGAGCUUGACCACUUCAAGGAAGUUGAGUUGGAUGCUUUGCAUUCUUCUGUUGACGCACUAAGUGCAAGGCUGAGAAGGCACGCGCAAGCUUCUAAAUCUAGUCACCAACAACAGAAAAUAUCAGGCAAGAAAAUUUGUGCUGGAGAUGAUCAGUUAUCCAUGCUCAAAUCAUCACUUGAAAAACUUUCGCUUGUAAAUACUGAAAAUUCAAAGAAAGUUAAGGUUGUCGAGUCUACAUUGAGAAACAAAGAAAGAAGCAGCAGAGAAUCAAGCCUGCCUAUACUUUAAAAUUGUCCUAUCGUAUUUACUUUCUGUGGAAGGACGGGUGUGUUUCAUAGGAAGAGAUUUUGGAAUUACUGUUAACAUUUUGAAGUAGCAAAAUUUGUAUGUUGUAUCUAACUCCUUUUCAUUGUCAGAAUCAGAGAAGAAAUGCCGGGGUACCUUGGUAUUUACUCUGUAUUGAAGUAGAACAUGCGGGAAAAGCUUUUCAAUUUCCUUCUCGGAGGCUAUUACUGCC